AUGCUCACCCACCCGGCGUCUUACGUGAACUUACUCGAGCUAUAUAAUGAUCCUGCUGGGGUGAGCGUAGGGUCGCUGGUGCCGAUUCGGAAGGCGGCUGGACGCCAGCGGGUGGCUGGCCCACGACAGGCGGCUGUGAGACAGCAGGUAGCUGGGCCACACAAGGCUGGGGAACAUCGGAUGACAGAGCCACAGGGCAAGAACCAAGCUGCUGAAGACGCAGCAACUCCAGCUGACCUUGCAGCUGAGCGACUUGACGAUCUAGAUCAGAACUCGGUUUUAAACCGCUUUAGACGCGUUGAAACAGUCCACCCGUCGGUGCGUCUCCUCCAGAUCCUGCCAAGCAACCAACCGAAACGUUCGAGUCGUGCACGAAUUCGUUCAGGGAACCAACGCGCUGUUCCAGCGCAAAACCCCGAGGAAAUUGUCUUUUUCUGA
This is a messenger RNA of Phytophthora nicotianae INRA-310, 438 nucleotides long. RefSeq lists its product as hypothetical. The transcript has a single exon. The record is from RefSeq and is a predicted model, not a curated record. The coding region runs from base 1 to 438 and encodes 145 amino acids. NCBI's taxonomy places the organism in Eukaryota, Oomycota, Peronosporomycetes, Peronosporales, Peronosporaceae.